This is a messenger RNA of Funneliformis caledonium, 1122 nucleotides long. The record is from the annotation of a GenBank genome assembly. Lineage: Eukaryota; Fungi; Glomeromycota; Glomeromycetes; Glomerales; Glomeraceae.
AUGUCACCACUUGAACCUUUUUCCAAUCAAUCUGUUGAUUCAUCAACCGAAGAAAUUGUAAAUGAUGAAGUAACAUCAUUAAAUUAUCAAAGGAAACCUUUUACAAAAGAAGCGACGAUUUUCACAAAGGACAACGUACCAACGAUCCUUGAGAUUAGAAAAAACAUCCCUUCAAAAUAUUUUAAUCCAUCAAUUAAAAGAUCAUUUCAAUAUGUAGCAUGGGAUCUAAUAAUCGUAUCAAUACUAUUCUUGACAUUCUACCAAUUAAAUUCAAUCACAUCUAUCCCUUCGAUUAUAAAAAAUUUUGUCUUGUUGCCAUCAUAUACUUUCGCUCAAGGUACUAUGUUUUGGGCCAUAUUUGUUUUAGGUCAUGAUUGUGGUCAUGGUAGUUUUAGUCGAUACCCUUUAUUAAAUGAUAUAGUCGGUACAUUCUUACAUACAUUAAUUCUCGUCCCUUAUACUACGUGGAAACUGAGCCAUCGUCAUCAUCAUAAAAAUACCGGCAAUAUCGAUAAAGAUGAGGUGUUUCAUCCCGUCAGAAAAGUCGAAGCCGCUAAAAUGAGCGGUAAUGAUGCUGAAACGAAAAUUAUACCUUAUUUUGGAUUUGGCGUGGGUUGGUUGGUUUAUUUGAUACAAGGUUACGGACCAAGAGCCGUUUCUCACAUAAACCCUUUUCAUCCUUUAUUUCGUAAAAAUCAUUUGGCAGCGACAAUUUCUGUAUCAACAGUUGUUAUCAAUUUAUCAUUCUUAAUUUACUUGUCUAGUAUUUUUGGUACCUUUUCGAUUAUAAAAUAUUAUUUUCUUUCUUGGGUCGUGUUUGCUAGUUGGUUGGUAAUAACAACUUUUCUUCAUCAUCAUGGCGUUGAAGAAAAUUUGAAAUUACCUUGGUUCUCAAAUGAUCAAUGGAAUUACGUCGUCGGUAACCUUUCAUCGGUAGACCGGGAUUACGGUAUGUUACAUGAGGUGACCCAUUCCAUUGGUACUCAUCAAGUUCAUCAUCUUUUCCCCGCAAUACCUCAUUAUUAUCUUAAAGAAGCCACAUCAUCAUUUCAACAAAAAUAUCCUCAUUUUAUACGUGAAUCAAAAGAACCUAUCAUGAAAACUUUUAUUGAUAUAUUAUAA